CUUCUUCUGUCUGGUUCGGAAACUAAUUUUCCUUGAAUCUUUACCAUUUUACGUAUAGAUGAUGUCAAGGAACGGACCGUUAAUUUCUUUUAAAAAAAUAAGCCCUUUUAGCGCUAUUCCUCAUUUCAUUGGGCGCGAAUUUGAAUGAAUCGUUGUUUAGACGUUAUUGGGUAAAAAUUAAACUGAGUUUGUUUUUGGGGGCUUGAUUGAACUGUCCAAAGGGAAAAGGUUCAAUAGUGACGUUUCUAGUUUACACGCCCUUUUUUUCUCUCUUCGUUUGUGUGUGUAGAAGAAAAGAGAGAGAGAAUCAUGAAUAUUUUUCGACUUGUUGCUGAUUUGAUGCAUUUAGCAUCUAUUUUCAUUUUAUUGCUAAAGAUAAAAAAGACGAGAUCGUGUGUUGGUAUAUCCUUCAAGACACAAUUACUAUAUGCCAUCGUCUUUGUUACUCGUUAUCUUGACUUAUUCACCAGGUUUAUCUCACUGUAUAAUACGUCAAUGAAGAUAUUCUUUAUCGCGUCUUCAGUCUAUAUCUUGUACCUUAUGCAUAUCAAAUUCAAGGCAACUUAUGAUGCUGGUUUAGAUACAUUUAGAAUCGAAUAUCUUUUGGGUAUUGCUUCUCUAUUAGGUUUAGCUACUACCGCAAAAUACACCAUCAUCGAAGUACUGUGGACCUUUUCCAUCUGGUUAGAAUCAGCUGCUAUCUUACCACAACUGUUUAUGCUUCAAAAGACAGGAGAAGCAGAGACGAUCACAACACAUUACAUCUUUGCUUUAGGCGCUUACAGAGCCUUAUAUAUCCUCAAUUGGAUUUAUAGAUACUAUGUCGAGGAUUACAUCGAAUGGGUUUCAUGUAUUGCAGGAUUAGUGCAGACAGCUAUCUACAGCGACUUUUUUUACAUUUAUUAUACAAAAGUUUUAAAGGGACGAAAGUUUGAAUUACCAAAAAUGGUUUGAAAUAAGAUUGGAUAAAAGAAUUUUUCUGUCUUUUUUUUUUCUUUUUUUUUUUUU
Molecule: messenger RNA, 1008 nt
Organism: Rhizopus microsporus ATCC 52813
Lineage: Eukaryota; Fungi; Mucoromycota; Mucoromycetes; Mucorales; Rhizopodaceae
Product: ER lumen protein retaining receptor
Exons: 5
Coding region: 310-954 (214 amino acids)
Biological process (GO): protein retention in ER lumen; endoplasmic reticulum to Golgi vesicle-mediated transport
Cellular component (GO): endoplasmic reticulum; membrane; cis-Golgi network
Molecular function (GO): ER lumen protein retrieval receptor activity
Source: RefSeq, a predicted model, not a curated record